CGAGGAAUAGAAGUUAGCAGUCAACCAGGAACGGGACCGGGCAGUCUUCCACUCAAUUUCUUAAUCUAUCGGCCUGCACUAUCCCUCCUGUAUGGUGGAUAUUAUAUUAAAUUCUUCUUUCUUGGGUGAUAUGGGGGAUCAUUCCAAAAAGAAGUCUGGAAUCGCAAUGUGUGUGGGCUGUGGGAGUCAGAUCCACGACCAGUACAUCCUGCGGGUCGCCCCGGACCUGGAGUGGCAUGCUGCGUGUCUGAAGUGCUCGGAAUGCAGUCAGUACCUGGAUGAGACGUGCACUUGCUUCGUCCGAGAUGGCAAAACAUACUGCAAAAGAGAUUAUGUAAGAUUAUUUGGGAUUAAAUGUGCAAAAUGUAACAUUGGCUUCUGCAGCAGUGAUCUGGUGAUGAGAGCUCGUGACAACGUUUACCACAUGGAGUGUUUUAGGUGCUCGGUGUGCAGCCGGCAUCUCGUGCCGGGGGAUGAGUUCUCUCUGCGGGACGAGGAGCUGCUGUGUCGGGCUGAUCACGGUUUACUUCUGGAACGGGCCUCAGCGGGAAGCCCCAUUAGUCCGGGAAAUAUUCUCUCCAGGUCUUUUCAUAUUGCCGAUCCUGUGUCAGUCCGACAGCCUCCUCAUCGGAACCACGUCCACAAGCAGUCAGAGAAAACCACUCGGGUGCGAACAGUAUUGAACGAGAAGCAGCUUCAUACCCUUCGGACCUGUUACAAUGCCAACCCAAGACCAGACGCUCUUAUGAAAGAACAAUUGGUAGAGAUGACCGGUCUUAGCCCAAGGGUCAUCAGAGUUUGGUUUCAGAACAAACGUUGUAAAGACAAGAAGAGAACUAUAUUCAUGAAGCAACUUCAACAACAGCAUCACAUCGAUAAAACUAAUCUUCAGGGGCUGACGGGUACACCUAUGGUGGCAGGCAGUCCAAUUCGACACGACAACACGGUCCUAGGAAACCCAGUAGAGGUGCAGACUUACCAGCCCCCCUGGAAGGCCCUGAGCGAGUUCGCCUUGCAGAGUGACCUGGACCAGCCCGCCUUCAGGCAGUUGGUGUCUUUUUCUGAAUCGGGCUCCAAGGGGAACUCCUCCGGCAGUGAUGUGACCUCCUUGUCGUCGCAGUUACCGGACACCCCGAACAGCAUGGUACCAAGUCCGAUGGACACGUGAGACCAGCCCAACAGUGACGCUUCGAACUCCAGCAUGCGCCCGCGUGCCCUGCAUGAGAAUUGGCUAGUUAACAUCUUUGAGAGGAAAAGGAUUUCAUCUUAUUUAAAGAACAAUAACGCUGGAUUUGUCUAUGAGGAUGCACCAUUUGUUCACGGAGGGACCUGUCUGCAUUGCUCAGGAUCGGAUGAAUUUUAAGUUACCAGCCAGUGACAACCAAGGGCUAUAACUAAAGCAGAGGCUGAGCCUCGGAUCUUACCUAGAUGGUUGGACAUAGCCUACGUGAGGAUUAUAUCUACAAACAUUCAACUUUAUUAUGAGUCGCUAGCUUGUAAUGAUGAACAUAUCAGAACAUUAUCCAUAGUGGCCAACAAUUGUAUAGUUUCAUCUAUGUAAGUUUCCUAUGUCGGGUGGCGACCAUGUGGAGACCCAUGACUCUAUAGAUGUGCAUGAUUUCUAGAGAUGAUUUAAAAUCAAGCCUUGUAAAAUAUUGUAAUUAAGUGGAUGGGAUACAGAUUGUGGAACCUUUCAAGAAAAAGUAAGUUAUUGAUAUUUAUUAUGCGAAAAUGUAGGCUAUCGUAAUAAACCCAUAUGAACUGUUUCAUGUCUAAUGAACUCUGCAUGUGAAAUCUCAUAGAUGCAGUAAUUCAAUCAAAUAUUAACCGACAUUUCAAAUGGACAAAAUAAAUCACUAUGUAUUUA
Salmo salar (Atlantic salmon) is the source of this 1867-nucleotide messenger RNA. Its product is annotated as insulin gene enhancer protein ISL-2B. Gene Ontology annotation, cellular component: nucleus. The record is from RefSeq and is a predicted model, not a curated record. Gene Ontology annotation, biological process: axonogenesis; neuron fate specification; positive regulation of transcription by RNA polymerase II. Lineage: Eukaryota; Metazoa; Chordata; Actinopteri; Salmoniformes; Salmonidae. Gene Ontology annotation, molecular function: cis-regulatory region sequence-specific DNA binding; DNA-binding transcription factor activity, RNA polymerase II-specific.